CCACUGUCUGGCCUGCCUCACCUGGUUGCCGUGGUAACACCCUCUCCACGAAACCCGAGCAGGCGUGGCAGCCGGCCGUCACCUGAGCCGCUCUGAAUGUUUGAUGCGUUCCGUCAGAGAUCCUGGAACACCUGAGCAGAACGCCGCCGCCACCACCAGAGGAGGAGCGCCGCAACGCUGCAGGUGAUGAACCAGGAUGUCAGACAGGAAGCAGCGCAGUCUGUCCACUUCUGGAGAAUCUCUCUACCAGAUCCUCGGCCUGGAAAAAGGCUGCAGCCAUGACGACAUCAAGAAGUCCUACAGGAAGCUGGCGCUGCGGUUCCACCCGGAUAAAAACCCGGACAACCCGGACGCGGCGGAGAAAUUCAAGGAGCUGAACAACGCUCACUCGGUGCUGGCCGACCUCAGCAAGAGGAACAUCUACGACUCGUACGGCUCCCUGGGGCUCUACGUGGCGCAGCAGUUUGGAGAGGACAACGUCAACACCUACUUCAUGCUGUCCACCUGGUGGGCCAAGGGUCUGUUCCUGCUCUGCGGCAUUCUGACCGGAUGUUACUGCGGCUGCUGCCUGUGCUGCUGCUGCAACUGCUGCUGUGGGAAACUCAAACCCACUGCUGCGGGCGAGGGGGCGGAGCCAGAGUACGUCUCCCCUGACGACCUGGAGGAGGAGAUUCGCAACAAUCCUGACAACG
Messenger RNA from Poecilia latipinna (sailfin molly), 692 nucleotides. Its product is annotated as dnaJ homolog subfamily C member 5-like. The record is from RefSeq and is a predicted model, not a curated record. The transcript has 4 exons. NCBI's taxonomy places the organism in Eukaryota, Metazoa, Chordata, Actinopteri, Cyprinodontiformes, Poeciliidae. The annotation marks the transcript as partial.